This is a messenger RNA of Anarrhichthys ocellatus (wolf-eel), 3895 nucleotides long. It is a transcript of the gene dbf4b, whose product is annotated as DBF4B-CDC7 kinase regulatory subunit. The record is from RefSeq and is a predicted model, not a curated record. Gene Ontology annotation, cellular component: Dbf4-dependent protein kinase complex. Gene Ontology annotation, biological process: positive regulation of nuclear cell cycle DNA replication; regulation of cell cycle phase transition. Lineage: Eukaryota; Metazoa; Chordata; Actinopteri; Perciformes; Anarhichadidae. The coding region runs from base 143 to 2614 and encodes 823 amino acids. The transcript has 12 exons. Gene Ontology annotation, molecular function: zinc ion binding; nucleic acid binding; protein serine/threonine kinase activator activity.
AAAAGCGGCGGUUGCUCCUCGAGCACCUUUUAUAGUGAAUCAAAAGCAUUUAAUUCUUUAUCGCAGUUGUCCAGCACAAUAUUACAACUAGGAUCCUGGUGUUUGUCUGUGAAGCUGUACGCUCCUUUACUGCACCAGGAUCAUGCAGCAUCAGCAGUGUGCAGAGGAGCGAGGCCUUCUGGGCUCACUCUGUCCUGGGCAGAAGAAGCUGGAGGGGAAGACCUUCUACUUGGACCGUCUAAAGAAACGCUCAACAGCCCUGCUUUUGGAGGCCGUUUCUCUUCUGGGAGGGAGGGUCGAGAGUUUCCUGCACAAGGACGUGUGCUUUGUCGUGACUGAAAGCCAAGAGGGCCCGAAGGAGCAGAAGUGUACCGACACUAAAGCGGAGACAAAGGGGACGAGUGAAGAAGCCCAGCGUCCUAUAAUGCAGCGAGAGUGCGUCUUCAGCAGUGACAAACGGAGACCAGGAACUCCUAGACCAACGGCUUGUGGCAGCCGUGGGAAGGCCCUGCUGGAAAAAGCCAUUCGCAACAAUGAGCGACUGCAGGGGACCAGUGUUUUGGCCAAUGCACGAUCAUGGGGAGUGAAGAUUUUGUACGUGGACGAUGUCCUUUUGUAUUUGAAGCAGUUGACUCGAGAGAGCUUCAGUGCUAUACAAAAGAGGCCGGAGAGGACUUCCACCAAGCAACAUGUUGUCAAAGCUGCAGCAUUGAGGGCUCCCUAUCUUAAAAUUGAAGACAUGAGCAGGAGACACAAGCCCUUGCAUAUGCAAUCUAUGGCCUUCCCCACUCUGUGGUACUCGGGCCGCUUUAGUCCCUUUGAAGCUCCACCUCCUCUGUUUGAUCAGCAGUCAGAGCAAGGAGAGAAUAAAACAAGGGAGAAGAAAAAAGUUGAAAGCAGCAUUCAGGACAAAUCUCAAACCGCACUCGACAGUAACCCUUCACCUUGGAGGCCACGCAAAAAGGAAGUGUCUUACUGUGAAUGCUGUCAUCAACCCUUCACUAAUCUGGAGGAGCACUUGCAGACUGAUCAGCACCGUGCUUUUGUUCUGGAUGCCUCAAACUACAGUGUGGUGGACCAACUCGUGACUGAGAUGCUGCCGGGAUUUAACCCCAAUCCAGCUCAACACUCGGAUGAAACACUGAACCGACCACCAACCCCUUUUCCCAUCGGUGAACUGGAGCCUCUCACUGAUGCGGAGACGGAGCAUGCUGUUCAGGCCUUGCAUAGACAUGGUUCAUCUUUCCAUAUUCACCUCUCCAGUCCUGCUAAGGGUCCUCGUUCAUCUGGCCCUGCCUGCCCAUCACCAGGAGUUCAGUUUCCCAUCCCAAAUCCACCAGCCACUCGACCUACUGACAUCCAGCCGUGCAGUACUAACACAGACUGCCAGCUCCCUGACAUCCAUCCUCAAGCAUUAAGUCCAGCGAUGCCUGUUUUGGAUAUUGAACCACAAGCUCACAAUGAACACUUCUCCCCAUCCCCUGACCCGUACUCCCUGCCUCCGGUCCUCAGCCCACAAGUCCCUUAUACCUCCUACAUUAUGGAGCCGCACUGCCCGUACUCGGAGCCCCCUGUCCUCAGUCCUCAACAGUACAUUGCAGAGGAGGCUGAGGAAGCACACGCUUGUGAAAUGGACACUGGAGAAAGUAUGUCUCAGUGUGUCCCUGAUCCUAUCUCCACAACACAUUUUCCCUCUGUGGCUUCGACAAAUGCAGAAGGAGUAAAGGGAUCAAAUCAAGAAAGUAUUUUGGGAUUAAGUGAGAUCAUAUGUUCCACCAAUGGUUUGGAGCGUGCGACGCUGUUGUCGCGUAGAUCUCGGUCCCUCCCUCGACAGAUGGCGGCGACGCCAAACGCCAAAAAGCGCUGUAGAUCAGCCAGCCCAGAACAUAGCCGGAGCAAAAGGAGGAGGAUUAUAGCGGAAUUUGGCUUCAGACGUAGCUGGAUUAAACAAGUGUAUACAGCUGCCAAACCAGAAAGUGACAUUAUGGCAAAACCUGAGGGCUGUUUGUUAUUUGACAAUGUCUCUUGUCAGGAAAUACAGUCCCGUCUUAACCCAAAGGUUUCCUCCACAUGCACUGUGGAAGCACUCGGUUCAAAACAGACUUUUACCACGUUUUGUGUUCCUACAGUACAGAAUUUCACUCAGGAAACAAAUCAAAGCGAUAUUUUAGGUCACGGUGGCACUUAUGUUGCUGAUCAUCCGUCACAGCCACUCUCCUCAAAAGCAAAGACUUGUGACAAAUCUCACAGUGCGUUUUCAUGUCAAGACUCUCAGCGUGCGCUGUCCCACUCCACCUCGGUGUGCAUCGAGUCAGCCCUCAUCCCAGACUUAGCCAGACUGUCUCCAUCAUCAUCAGACUCUGACUGGGACUGUGGCCUGCUGUCACGACUCGGACCUUCCCGCGCCGCUCCACCGUCACCCACCGAGCAGAGCCGCGAGCUCGACAAGGAGCUCCUCCACAUGCCGUGCACCUGGAUGCACGACACCAGCUACGAGUCCCGACUACACACCGUCCUUCAGCCGUCACCCCCAGCCGCCUCGCUGUGCGGGGAAGAAGUGGACCCUUCAGCGUUUUCCAGGACUGUGGUACAAAUUGUUGAGGUUCAGCACUGACGGUUAUUUUCUUGGUCAUUUUAAAAUACUGCAAGACCUGCUACCUGGGAGCUGUGCAAACUGCUGCAUAGCUAACAGAGAGGAAACAAUUGGCAGCGCUUAAGCUCAUCAAAAUAAGUGAAUGAAGUGUACACUGAAUAAAUAUUUAAAUCUUAGUGCAAACUAAAAUGUUAUAUUAAGCUGAUUUUAAAGGUGCUGAUUUCUAUUUUCUCUUAUUUUUUGUUGAGGUAGAUGUUACUUAGUGGAUGCAUAUUCUCAGGAAUUUGAAGAGCGUCCAUUAUCGCUUUUCCUCUCGACCCCUAAUCCUCCUCGUGCACAGAACCCUGAGCAGUAUUCCGUAUAUGUUGUGCUGACUGAAGUCUUUCAGCAGCUAUGUCCGGGAACAUAUGGCGGUAUAGAGAAUUUAAUGAGGCUUUUCUGAAAGGGGCAUUACUCAAUUACUGUAAGUGCUGUGUCUGGAUCAGAUCCCACUCGCGCCGGUGUUGAUGAGGCGUUGGUAGAGUGGAGGACUCGCGCAACCUGUGGGACAGAAAUCUCUCCGAUUAAUGUAAAAUUGCAUUUCCCACCUUUUGAAGGUUGGCCAAAGGACUUGUUUUGUCAAGGGGAGACUGCUGCUUCACGGUAUGUGUGCUGCAGCUACAGGGAGGUUCAUCGUCUUCUCUUGUUAGUGUUUGAACCUGCCAUCAAAGACUUGUCAUUGCUCAUCAUAACAGACAAAACUAAAAUGUCCAAAAUCUCACCUUCUGAAUAUCUUACAUGGACUUUUAAAACAAACAUGCAGAAUUCUUGUACAGUGUUUUUAAAUAAAUGUUUUGAACCAUAAACAUUUUCUGUUGCAUAGUUAUGAAAAAGUUGUUGCUCAGGUGAAGCAAAGUUAAGAAAAGUUGGGGUUUGCGGAGUGUAAUUUCCCCCUCCCCCCUCUUGGCUUAAAUAAGUGCUGACUCUGCGUGUAUGCUAAAGGAGAGCUGAAUGGGAAGGGAAGGAUGAGGCAAGGACAGCAGUGGGUCGAUGUGUCCUGUUUGGCUCAUCAGCCCAGCUUCCAGCUGACACAAACAAUAUUUGAUAUCUCAUCUCCGAGCCUUGUUACGUAACACUCGGCUCUCCAGAUUUGUUAAAAUGAAAGGAGCCCGUGUAUGAGUGACCCUGGCCAAAACCACCUUUAACUUUGGAGACUAUUUUUGGAAAGGAAUCUAGUUUGGUUGUGUCUAGUGAGAUGUCAUUUCCAACUGGAAGUUUAGGGUUCAAGUGAAAAACAAAGCUCAAAAUACCAAAUAUUCUGGU